Molecule: messenger RNA, 1538 nt
Organism: Colius striatus (speckled mousebird)
Lineage: Eukaryota; Metazoa; Chordata; Aves; Coliiformes; Coliidae
Gene: AIG1
Product: androgen induced 1
Exons: 6
Coding region: 191-907 (238 amino acids)
Cellular component (GO): membrane; endomembrane system
Source: RefSeq, a predicted model, not a curated record
ACAGCGCGGCCCGUCCGCUCCGCCCCGCCCCGGUCAGGGCCGAACGCGGCGCGGGGGCGCUCGGAGUCCCGCCCGCGCGGGCGCGCACCCCCCCACACGCACACACAUACACACGCACACACGGAAGUGCACCCCGGGCUGGCUCGGAGCCCGCUGCCGCCGCCGAGGCCGCCCCGGCGCUGCGUGCAACAUGGCGCUGGUGCCCUGCCAGGUGCUGCGCGCCGCCAUCCUCCUGUCCUAUUGCUCCAUCCUGUGCAAUUACAAGGCCAUUGAUAUGCCCGCGCAUCAGACCUAUGGAGGCAGCUGGAAAUUUCUGACCUUCAUAGACCUGGUUAUCCAGGCCGUCUUCUUCGGGAUCUGCGUCUUAACUGACUUGUCCAGUCUUCUCACUAAAGGAAAUGACAGUCAAGAGCAAGAGAGGCAGCUGAAAAAACUAAUUUCCCUUCGUGACUGGAUGAUGGCUGUUCUAGCUUUCCCUGUUGGAGUGUUUGUUGUGACAAUGUUUUGGAGCAUCUACAUCUAUGACAGGGAAUUGGUUUACCCAAAGCUACUUGAUAACUUUAUACCAGCAUGGCUAAAUCACGGAAUGCAUACAACAGUUUUGCCCUUUGUAUUAAUCGAGAUGAGAACAACACAUCAUCAGUAUCCCAGCAGGAGCUGUGGACUGGCUGCAGUGUGCACCUUCGCUGUUGGCUAUAUUUUAUGGGUGUGCUGGAUUCACCAUGUUACAGGAGUGUGGGUGUACCCUCUGCUUGAGCACCUCAGCCCAGGUGUCAAAAUAAUCUUUUUUGCAGCUGUUACCAUAAUAAUUAACAUAUUCUACUUGAUGGGAGAGAUCCUGAACAACUACAUCUGGGAUACCCAAAAAUGUAUUGAAGAAGGAAAAGAAAAACCGAAAUCGGACUGAACAAUAACAUGGAGGAUUUUUUAUGACUCCGUGGAAGAUUUCUCAUCUCCAACAAAAGUUGGCAUGGAGAGGAAUCUUUUGGAAGGGAGGAAGUUUAGCAGCCCUUCUGCUCAAUUCAAGGAUAUUUUGAGGUUUUAUAUGGAGGGAAAAAGGUUUUAGCUAAGAAUGAUAAUAUUGUUUCCACUUCCAUUCCUGUUUCGCCAUGGUGCAUGUGGCAUACACAUAUAAGAUGUAUAUUUAUCUCCACAGCAUUCCCAACAUGCAUUUCUUGCAUCAAGUAAGUCAUUAAAUCAUUAAGACAUUAAACCUUUUCACUUCCACCAAGAAGAACGAAUCCAUCCUUUGUAUUAUUUGAGAAAAGCUUAACCAGGUAGGUCUAAUAUGGGGAAACAAACCAAUCUUACUUAUUUCAAAGUAUGGUAUAAAAAUACAGUAGAAGUUAAUUGCAUGAAUGUAUCUGAAGAAGAAUUCAAUCUGACUGAAAUAUUAAUGUAACACUAUGUAACAGCUGCCUUAAAUUGUUGAUGUUAAUAAUUUUUUAAGUCCAGUAAAAUCUUAUUGUGGUGUUAGACUAUCUGAAUAUGAUGCAACUUUUCAUAGAUAGGCCUAAAUAAACAUGGAGUUAUCCCUA